CACAGAUCUUAGGAAUACGCAGAGCCCUUGUCAUAGAAGUAUUUCCCUUUGUAUAUCUGAGCGAUCGUUUGAGGAGUUCGUGCAAAGACCCCACAGUCGGAGAAGUACCCGCAAAGGCCAGGUUGCCUCUCCGCGCCUGAUCCGAUCCGCGCUUCCCCAAAUCUGGCCCAAACUUUUGGAUUCUUCCAGCAUGUCUCGCGCCUGAAGGACUGCCUGCCCCUCCUUCUUGCCAACUUGGCCUCCAUGUAUUGGUCACUCGUUUAUAUCUCCCCUAUCACCGAAGCUAUCAACGUGGUGAAUACAAGCUACCUAAGCCACCGCGAGCCAUUCUUCGUGUCCUGAUCUGGAACACCCUCCCUUUGAUCCCUCCCAGCGCCUUACUUUUCUUUCUCUCUCUUCGACAAGCUCUCUGCAUUACCAAUUUCCCAUAACGACACACCUUUGACGGACUUUUUUCCUCUCAAAAUAUCACCCACGAAUCUUCCAACUACCAUCCUAACGAAUACCUUCCCUCACCACCUUCGCCACCGUGGCUCCCCUCGCUGACAGACUUCAAUGACACGCAAGAACGCCACGCUCUCCAAGCGUCGCUCCAAACCGAGCCUGAAAGUAGCAACCAGCCAGAACGGCUAUGCGAACGGGAACGGGACCGGCAAAAUGAACAACAAUAUUGAAAUGCGCAAGCGCGACACCUCAACCGAGUCCUCCGGCGAGCGUACCUCACGCGUCCUUCAACACCCCCAAUUCUCCCUCGACAAUGAACCCGCUCUCGUACCUCAAACACCCGUGCUCGCGACAACCAGCUUUCACAAUCUCCCGCGCAAUGACAAGCGGAACUUCCUGCUGCUAUGCGUGCUAUACUUUUUGCAAGGCGUGCCAAUGGGCCUAGCCACGGGCUCUGUACCCUUCCUGCUGAAACCGUACCUGUCUUAUGGGCAAAUCGGCGUAUUCUCGCUUGCCUCAUAUCCCUACUCGCUCAAGUUAUUCUGGAGUCCGAUCGUGGACGCCGUGUGGAGCCCACGGUUCGGCCGUCGCAAGAGUUGGAUCACGCCCGUGCAGGUGAUUGCGGGCCUGGCGAUGAUAUAUCUAGGUAGCCAUAUCGGCGACAUGAUGGAGCAGGCGGGUGCUAAUGGCGGCGAGGGCGUCUGGAACUUUACCUACUGGUGGUUUUUGCUGGUAUUCUUCUGCGCCACGCAAGACAUUGCCGUGGACGGAUGGGCGAUUACCCUCAUGUCACCACCAAACAUCUCCUACGCUUCAACAGCUCAAACCGUCGGCCUGACGGCGGGCCACUUCCUCUCGUAUACCGUUUUCUUGGCUUUCAAUUCCAAGGACUUUGCCAAUCGCUGGUUCCGCGCUGUUCCCGCUGAAGGUGGCUUGAUGUCUCUGGGUGGGUACUUGACCUUCUGGGGAUGGACAUAUCUUCUUGUGACAUUGUGCUUGGCCCUGUUGAAAAAGGAAGACCGCACCAAGGAGCGUGACAGCAUUUUGGAUGUGUACAAAAGCAUGUGGAGCGUUCUCAAGUUGAAGAACAUCCAAACUAUCAUCUUGAUUCACUUGAUUGCCAAGAUCGGCUUCCAAGCUAAUGACGGCGUGACCAGCUUGAAAUUGCUGGAUAAGGGCUUUGGCCAGGACAACAUGGCCUUGGUCGUGUUGAUUGACUUUCCCUUUGAAAUCAUGCUCGGCUAUUAUGCAGGCAAAUGGUCCACCGAGUAUACUCCAAUGCGGCUUUGGGGCUGGGCCUUUGUCGGCCGCUUGGCAGCCGCGGUCUUGGCCCAAUUCACCGUGAUGAUCUACCCCAGUGGCUCAGACGUACCAUUCUGGUACCUGCUGACCGUAAUCGUCGAGCAUGUGGUCUCAACCUUCAUGAACACGGUCAUGUUCGUGGCCAUCUCAGCGUUCCACGCUCGUAUUGCCGAUCCUGCUAUUGGCGGAACUUACAUGACACUUCUCGCAACCGUCUCGAAUCUGGGCGGUACCUUCCCCCGCUACUUCAUCCUCAAGCUCGUCGACCUCUUCACCGAGGCCACCUGCAUCCCACCCACCGUCGCUCCUGCCGCCGACACCCUGAAAGACACCCUCGUCACCACGGCCUUUUCUUGUGCCCUCGAGCCCGAGAAGAACCGCUGUAUCAACGGUGGCGGCGUCUGCGAGGUCGGCCGUGACGGAUACUACAUCACUAACAUGUUGUGCGUGCUCAUCGGCACGGUCACUUUCUUCAUGUUCAUCAAGCCUGCUGCCACCAAGCUGCAGAGUCUGCCACUGCGGGCGUGGCGAUUGGCCCCAGGCUCGGGUGGACGCGAGUAAUUUGUCCGAUGCGGACUUUUGCUCGUGAUGAUUAUGAGCUCGUGUCAUUUGUCUUGGGCCCGUGUACUGUAGUUUGGUAUUUGUAUACUUGGACAGGAUUUAGUCAUAGAGUGACAUUGAAAAGAAUAAAGUUAAUUAGAUUGUUCAAGUUGCCGUAUUUCUUGUGAUUAGAGAGUAAGUAAGAAUGCAUUUCACAGAGCUAAGGGUCUCGUAUUCUUGUCACAUACGAGACGUCUCCUCUUUCUCUCACUCAGUUCGUUUCUAGGUAUAGCCGAAAGUAUCCCCUUCCACGCGUUCCUUCGUUUCAGGGCAUAGUGCCCAAUUACUCUGCCUUUCAGACAUCAGUCCAUCUUCUUCGGGCCAUGUUCUGAGCUUGCAUCAGUUGAAUAAGCUUGCUGUUCGGUACUAUGGCAGGUGGGCGCUCGUAAAAGAACCGCCACAUUGUGUCCGUUGCCGUACUCAAGGCUGCGUAGAAAUGGGUGUCCAUAAAGAAAGCCAUGUCCAUUUUCAUCCAGCCAACAUCCGAAGAGCCUUUAACAGCCUCCCCCUGGUCCUGUAGCUGUUUGGAAUCCUCCUCCGAAGCAGAGUUCAUAUUCCCAGAGCGGGAUUGACUUGACGACCCCCAGAAGCCAUCAACAAAGUUGGCAUGACCCGAACCUGUGGAGCUAAGGCUGCGCAAUGCAUCCUCGUCAACUUCGAAAAAGAACCGAUAUCUUGGAACAGGCUCAUCGUCAUAAAUGAGCUUCUUCUCAGCGCAUGGAUUCUCGGAGGGAAAGGUCUUAGCCACCCAGUCUUGGAAGUGGGCACGUAGCUCUUCCUUGGAAGCUCCAUCAAACUUUGCCUUGUCUUCGACAAAGACAAAAUGAAGUUUAUCGAACAUAGCUUCGUUGAGUUCCAAACGGGGGUCCAGGUCGAUGAUUGAGCGCACUGAAAUGUUGAGUUUUUGCUUGAAGAUGUCCCAGGCUUCGUCGUCUUCGUAUGUGGUGCGAUAGAAGACCCAGCCCCAUUUUUCUAUUUUGCGAGCUUUGCACUCGUAGAUAAUAACUUCCGAUGAGAUCCAUUUCUCUCUGAGAGCAGGCAAGGUCCGGAAGCCAUGCCGUGGUGUUAAAGGCAAACGAGAUUGACGAUAUCCUGAUCUGGUUUGGAAUAAAGUAGCGAAUGGGCCGGGUUGCACAGAGAGGAUCCGACGAGCAGAGAGUGGACAGGCAGACGUAGGCCUGAGACUGAAUGCUCUCAUCGUCAUUGCGUAUAAGUUCCUGGGUCUGGACCAAAUUUGCGUUGUUGACGUGUAGUUGACAAUCAUCUCGAUAGGGGUUACCGUACCACGCGAAACCACCACGACCUCACGGUAGGGGCCGGACUUUUGAAUCCACUAGUUCAAAUGCGUUCUAGGCGGACGCAUUCAUGUCCUAUUCCCAAAUACCCGGCCGAUGAGAAAAUGUCUUGGCGCGAAAUUCGGAUGCGUUUCUUGUAGCGUCAACUCAACCCUUCAAGUCAGCCUCGCGUGGACUCGCGGUUUGUAAACCCUUCCACCUUGCAGCACAAUUGCUACUGUUCGUUACAGUGGUGAGUGGUCAACCAAGUAUGCUAGAGGACGAGUAGUUAGUCCCUAAUCAGCCAAAUACUAAAUCGAACCUCUUUACUGGCUCGCCGGUUCUACUUCAUCUUAUCUUCU
Penicillium brasilianum is the source of this 3982-nucleotide messenger RNA. The record is from the annotation of a GenBank genome assembly. NCBI's taxonomy places the organism in Eukaryota, Fungi, Ascomycota, Eurotiomycetes, Eurotiales, Aspergillaceae.